AUGCUCGAGGACAUCCUCAUGGACGUCGUGCUAGAAUCUCACCAGCAGAUCGCGCGCUCCAGAGCCAUCUGCGAUAUAUGCCACACACGAUGUAACGCAGUCCACGUUCCCGGACCGUCCAAUCCGUCCUUGCAAGCUGGAGCCUCUUCGUCGAGGGUAGCCUCUCCUGCAGGUGAAGGAAAGUCUGCGGACGCGAAUGGUUCUGCGGGAACAGGCACAAGCACUCCGCUCAAUGGAAAUGGGAAAGACGGCACCGUCUACCUUGAAUGCUUGAACUGCAAGAGACAGAUCGCAUCCACCCGAUACGCAACCCACUUGAGCUCCUGCUUGGGUCUCGCGAACUCCCGCAGAGGUGCAGCGCGGAACGCUACCACGAAAGCAAAGCUUGCUUCUGACGCCGGUAGAUCCGCUUCACCGUAUCUUGAGUCAGAGGUUGGGAACAUUUCUGACGACGGUAAGACUACUACGAAGGGCAAAGGCAAGUCGAAGGCCAAACGGACAGACGAAGCGGAAUUCAGCUUGAAUCGCAAGCGCCCUGGUUCUCCCUCCGUGUCACCAUCAAAGAAACAGAAGAAGGCGAAGAUAAGUGGCUCGCCCAUAGCCCGGGCAAAAGUGGAACCAGACGGUCCUGGGUCACCCAGCAGUGCCUACUCUCUUCCUAUAUCUAACUCGCAGUCGAAAAUUCCCUCGAGAUUGAGAGAGUCGUCAAUUGCAUCUUCAUUCUACCGAGAGCGACAUUCCUCGUCGCCCGGAUCCCCGUCACCCGGUUCUUCUCCCGCCCGCUCUAUCUCCACCGCUCCAUCUGCUCCAUCUACUCACAGUCCUUCACUCGUCUCUUACGCUGCCCAGAAAUCGAAGCCAAGGGGUGGUAAAGGUCCCAGAGCUCCUGUAAAACAGCCAAACCCUCCGCUUCCACCACCCCCCAUCAUCAGGGUGCCGGAGCCAGAUUAUCUAGUUGGUGCGUUCCCAGACGUUCCGUACACCUCCUGA
Molecule: messenger RNA, 990 nt
Organism: Sparassis crispa
Lineage: Eukaryota; Fungi; Basidiomycota; Agaricomycetes; Polyporales; Sparassidaceae
Exons: 9
Coding region: 1-990 (329 amino acids)
Source: RefSeq, a predicted model, not a curated record